Pelobates fuscus (common spadefoot toad) is the source of this 1179-nucleotide messenger RNA. RefSeq names its product arginine vasopressin receptor 1B (gene AVPR1B). Bases 1 to 1179 code for a protein of 392 amino acids. Gene Ontology annotation, cellular component: plasma membrane. The transcript has 2 exons. Gene Ontology annotation, molecular function: vasopressin receptor activity; peptide binding. NCBI's taxonomy places the organism in Eukaryota, Metazoa, Chordata, Amphibia, Anura, Pelobatidae. The record is from RefSeq and is a predicted model, not a curated record. Gene Ontology annotation, biological process: positive regulation of vasoconstriction; G protein-coupled receptor signaling pathway; cellular response to hormone stimulus.
AUGGACCUGAAUUCUUAUCCCCUAGACACUUCUAUUAAGUCAUCAAACUUGUAUAACAACACGGAUCCAAGGGAUGAAAAUUUGGCAAGAGCUGAGGUUGCUAUACUUGGAACCAUACUAGCAGUAACUACCGUGGGUAAUUUGUGUGUCAUAUUUUCCAUAUACAAAAGAAAGAAGAAAUUGACUAGGAUGCAUCUUUUCAUUGUACACCUUGGGGUCACGGACCUGGCAGUAGCUGUCUUUCAGAUCUUACCCCAAAUGAUUUGGGAUAUUACCUUUCGGUUUAUUGGCUCUGACUUUCUGUGUAGGAUUGUGAAGUAUACCCAAGUAAUGAGCAUGUUUGCAUCCACUUAUAUGCUGAUGAUGAUGACUAUUGACCGAUACAUAGCAGUCUGCCACCCUCUGAAGACUUUACAACAACCUAGUAGGCAUGCAUAUAUCAUGAUAGGGGCUGCAUGGAUCUUUAGUUGUCUUUUAAGCCUUCCUCAGAUUUUUAUUUUUUCUCUAAAGGAGAUCACACAGGGCUCAGGAAUCAUAGACUGCUGGGCCGAUUUCAGAUACCCAUGGGGUGCUAAAGUCUACAUCACUUGGACCACUAUAUCCAUAUUUAUUGUACCAGUGGGCAUUCUUGUACUAUGCUACAGCUUAAUCUGUUGUGAGAUUUGCAAGAAUCUUAAAGGAAAAAUGCAAACAGCUGGGCCAGGUCAGAGAGGAAGCAAUGGGCAGGGGAUGCCUUCAAGGGUCAGUAGCAUCAGGACCAUCUCAAGAGCUAAAAUCAGAACAGUGAAGAUGACUUUCGUCAUUGUACUUUCCUACAUCAUAUGCUGGACACCUUUCUUCAGUGUGCAGAUGUGGUCAGUGUGGGACGAAAACUCCCCUGAUGAUGAUUCCACAGAUUUUGCAUUCACCAUCAGUAUGCUCCUGACUUGUUUGAGUAGCUGCAGUAAUCCCUGGAUCUAUAUGUUCUACAGCAACCCCCAUCUGUGCCGCAGAGUUUCUCACCCCCAUGCUGGCAGGCAGAAUUCUACAGGCAGUGCUUCCAGCCGCCGGGACACCCUUCUUACCCAGAUUCCAACCCGCUCUCUGCUCAGAGGCAGGGAUACACCAGGAAUCUGUCGAAGCUUUAGAGAUAUAUAUGCAGCAUAUGAAGACACAGUUAUAGAGUCAGGGCUCUUGUAG